This is a messenger RNA of Cooperia oncophora, 267 nucleotides long. NCBI's taxonomy places the organism in Eukaryota, Metazoa, Nematoda, Chromadorea, Rhabditida, Trichostrongylidae. The record is from the annotation of a GenBank genome assembly.
AUGCGCAUAUUCUUGAACAUUUCUCCACCGUUAUUGAUGGAGCCAAGAUGGUUUGCUAACCAUGUUGCCUAUACGAUGGCAAAGUACGGUAUGUCAAUGUGUGUGCUCGGAAUGCAUGAAGAAUUUCGGUCGUACGGGAUUGCUGUCAACGCAUUGUGGCCUCUGACAGCUAUUUGGACUGCAGCUAUGGAGAUGCUCAGUGAUGGCGCUGGUGCUGCUGGCUCACGGAAGGUAAGAUUACUAACUUUUCUGAUGUACUAUAAGUGA